Pediculus humanus corporis (human body louse) is the source of this 186-nucleotide messenger RNA. RefSeq names its product GTPase HRas, putative. The transcript has a single exon. Gene Ontology annotation, biological process: negative regulation of cell migration; Rap protein signal transduction. Gene Ontology annotation, molecular function: GTP binding; GDP binding; GTPase activity. The record is from RefSeq and is a predicted model, not a curated record. Lineage: Eukaryota; Metazoa; Arthropoda; Insecta; Psocodea; Pediculidae. The coding region runs from base 1 to 186 and encodes 61 amino acids. Gene Ontology annotation, cellular component: plasma membrane.
AUGCGUGAAUUUAAAGUAGUGGUUUUGGGUAGUGGGGGGGUGGGUAAAAGUGCUCUCACGGUUCAAUUCGUGAGCGGUUGUUUUAUGGAAAAAUACGAUCCGACGAUAGAAGAUUUUUACAGGAAAGAAAUCGAAGUGGAUAAUUCUCCAUGCGUUCUCGAAAUACUGGACACUGCGGGUGAGUAA